AUGCAUUUCUGGGAGUCUGUGCUCUGUGCUCUCUUAGCGUCCCUCUUUGCUGCCGUACUUGGAGGGCUGUACUUGACAGGCGCCUUCCGCAAGAGGAGACCCAAAGAGCCGCCGUUGGACAAAGGCCUCAUCCCAUGGCUAGGACAUGGGAUAAGUUUCCAAAAGAACCCUGCAGAGUUUCUGGAAAAGAUGAAGAAGAAACAUGGGGAUAUUUUCACUGUCCUAGUCGGCGGCAAUUAUUUGAAUUUUGUGAUGGACCCUCAUACUUAUGGGACUGUCAUAAAGGAAUCGAAAGACAAGCUGGAUUUUGAUACGUUUGCCUCCACGGUAGUUUAUAAUGUCUUUGGUUUCCACCCAAGUGAGUCUCAUCAUAAGGUCGUGCAAGAGGUUAGCAAGAAGUAUCUCAGAAAUAAGAAUCUAGCUGAUCUCAACCAGGUGAUGAUGGAGAACUUGAAGACUGUGUUGCUUCGGAACUUGGGCUCAGGCGAUGGAGAAAGACCAUGGCAGCAAGACGGCGUCUUCCACUUCAGCUACAAAGCCAUGUUCCAAGCUGCAUUCUUGACUUUGUUUGGAAGUGAUCCCUGCAAAAGUGGAGAUAGCAAAGAAAGUUUGAAGGACCGUGGAGCACCACAGUGUGGAGAGUGGUUUGAAGACUUUCAGAAAUUUGACAGUUACCUUCCCCAAAUGGUCAUUGGCAUGCUGGAUCCUGGGACCAAGAAGGAGACGGAGAGGCUGAAGAACUUCUUCUGGGAUGCACUGUCUGUAGAAAAGGUAUUGCGGAAGGAGAAUAUCAGCAACUGGGUUGCUGAGCAAGAUAAACAGAUGGCUGAGAUUGGGAUGACCGAAAAGAUGCGGACUCAGUUCCUGUUUCUUCUUUUCUGGACAUCGCAAGCGAACACUGGACCGGCUACCUUCUGGGUUUUUGUGCAUCUCCUGAAACACCCAGAAGCGAUGAAGGCAGUGAAGGAAGAAGUAGACCGAGUCCUGAAGGAGACUAAUCAGGAAGUCAAGCCAGGAAGUCCCUCGAUCCAGGUAUCCUUUGAAACAAUCAAGACUCCUCUUCUGGACAGUGCAGUACAGGAAAGUCUACGCCUGAAAGUAAGUCCGUUUCUGUUCAGAAGCAUAAUGGAAGAUAUGGAUCUUAAAAUGGCGGACGGGAGAGAAUACAGCCUCCGGAAAGGAGACCAGCUAAUUAUGUUCCCCUUCAUUGGCCUGCAGAUGGAUCCCGAAAUCUACCCCGAACCUCGGACUUUCAAAUAUGACAGGUUCGUGAACCCAGACGGCACCAGAAAAGAAUUUUAUAAAAAUGGGGAAAAGCUAAAGUAUUUCAACAUGCCGUGGGGUGCCGGACCCUCCAUGUGCCCUGGGCGAUUCUUUGCUGUCAGCGAAAUGAAGUUGUUUGUGAUGCUGAUGGUCACCUACUUCGACAUGGAACUCGUUAAUAAGGAAGAGGAGAUACCACCAGUCGAUCCAAGCCGCUAUGGGAUUGGAACGACACAUCCCGCUCACGAUAUCCAGUUUAGGUAUCGACUGAGAAUCUAAGAGGAAAGUCGUUUAUUUUGUAAUCAUGUUGUAUA
This is a messenger RNA of Euleptes europaea (tarantolino), 1577 nucleotides long. Its product is annotated as 7-alpha-hydroxycholest-4-en-3-one 12-alpha-hydroxylase-like. The coding region runs from base 1 to 1542 and encodes 513 amino acids. The transcript has a single exon. The record is from RefSeq and is a predicted model, not a curated record. Lineage: Eukaryota; Metazoa; Chordata; Lepidosauria; Squamata; Sphaerodactylidae. Gene Ontology annotation, molecular function: heme binding; iron ion binding; sterol 12-alpha-hydroxylase activity.